Messenger RNA from Diaporthe batatas, 1888 nucleotides. RefSeq lists its product as uncharacterized. The transcript is spliced from 2 exons. The record is from RefSeq and is a predicted model, not a curated record. Gene Ontology annotation, cellular component: membrane. Bases 201 to 1487 code for a protein of 428 amino acids. NCBI's taxonomy places the organism in Eukaryota, Fungi, Ascomycota, Sordariomycetes, Diaporthales, Diaporthaceae.
CCGGAGAGUCCCCUCGUCUGCCCGACGUCGGCUCACAAAUACCGUGCGGCAGGCAGGUGCUUGCUUGUAAGCUCUUUCUGGGACGGCAGGCGAUCUGCGUCAGCUCAGAGCUACCAACCAUCCCAUCCCAUCCCGACCGCGUCGCAUCAGCCACGAACCUCGACCACAGAAGCUCCGCAACCGAUGAAGCACCGGUGACAAUGUCGAUGCUCUCCAUGCAGAGGGCCCUCGUGCCCACCAUGCGGCAAGGCCUCGCCGCCCACACCACACCCGCACACUCGGCCCGUGUGCUCGCUUCCUCGGCUACCCGCAGCCUCGCCGCCUCCCACAAGCUCCCCAGCUCCCCCUCCUCCUCGAUACCACGAAGCUUCUCCCAGUCCGCGACGCCCCGCGCCCCCAACCCCUCGAUAUUAGGCAUCUCCGGCCCAGGGGGGCCCGGCUUGACCACCUCCUACUUCCAGAAACCCUCCCUCCCCGCCAACACCAUCAUCCGCUUCGUCCCGCAGCAGACGGCAUGGAUCGUCGAGCGCAUGGGCAAGUUCAACCGCAUCCUCGAGCCCGGUCUUGCUAUCCUGGUGCCCUUCAUCGACCGCAUCGCCUACGUCAAGUCUCUCAAGGAGAUUGCUAUCGAGAUCCCCAGCCAGAGCGCCAUCACCGCCGACAAUGUCACGCUUGAUCUGGACGGCGUCCUGUACACCCGGGUCUUUGAUGCCUACAAGGCGAGCUACGGCGUCGAAGACGCCGAGUACGCCAUCUCCCAGCUCGCCCAGACCACAAUGCGAAGCGAGAUCGGCCAGUUGACCCUCGACCACGUCCUCAAAGAGCGCGCCGCUCUCAACACAAACAUCACCGCCGCCAUCAACGAGGCCGCCCAGGCCUGGGGCGUCACAUGUCUGCGCUAUGAGAUCCGUGACAUUCACGCCCCCGUCGGCGUCGUCGAGGCCAUGCACAGGCAGGUCACCGCCGAGCGCAGCAAGCGGGCCGAGAUCCUCGAGUCCGAGGGUCAGCGCCAGAGCGCAAUCAACAUCGCCGAGGGCAAGAAGCAGAGCGUUAUCCUGGCCUCCGAGGCGCUGCGCGCCGAGCAGAUCAACCGCGCAAACGGAGAGAGCGAGGCCAUCCUGCUCAAGGCCAAGGCCACGGCCGCAGGGAUCGACGCCGUGUCCAAGAGUAUCGCCCAGGGCCAGGAUGCGGCACAGGGUGCGGUCAGCCUGUCGGUUGCCGAGAAGUAUGUCGAUGCGUUUGGCAAGCUGGCCAAGGAGGGCACUGCCGUGGUGGUGCCGGGUAAUGUCGGGGACAUUGGCGGCAUGAUCGCCACAGCCCUCAGCGUGUACGGCAAGGUCGGGGAUGUGCAGGCCAAGGCCACGGCGAGGAAGGCGCUGGAGCACAACAACGUCAUCGAGCCCGGGUCCGACGCCGAGGCCGCCUCGGCCCCCGUCUCUGACAAGGACAGCAUCGUGGCCGACUUCGACAAGGCUGCGAGGAGAUAGGAUGAACUCAAAGCACGCUCGGCAGAAAUAGAGAAGGGGUUUUUCGACUAUGUUGGAGCCCAAACACUGCGUGUGUGAAAGGCGCUGCUCGGGUGGAGCAGAAGUGAUUCAUCGGCUAAGGGUACAUCUCUAGGACAAGUGGGAAGGACACAUCCGUAUAGGUCACCCCGCCCUCCUUGUAUAAAAUCAGGCGAAACGGAACGAGGAGGUUUGUCCACACUCAGCAUGGGAUGGACAGGAAAGGCAUUUCUGACAGCAGGCGGAAAGAAAAAAACCACACGCGUAAUUUUCCGUGUUUUGUAUAUGUACUUCUCAAAAGGAGCUAGGAGCAUCGCGACUCAACGGUCUGUCUGGUGGACGCCCGGGGCCGGGCUUCACGAAUCCCACGUCAUAUGAAACUA